AGGUGUCAGGAUGUUGGGCUGGGUCCAGAGGGUGCUGCCUCAACCCCCAGGGACCCUUCAGAAGACCAAGAGGGAGGAGGAGGAGGACCGGGCAGAACCAGAACCAGAGCCCAAGGCGGAAGCAGAGCCAGAACCAGAGCCUGAAACAGAGGAGUCCGCAACCCUGCCACCUGAGGAGCCAUUCCGGGGGGACGAGGUGGACAGAGGCUACGCGAGCCCUCAGGAAAUGCAGGAGGUUGCCCGCACUCUGGUCACAUCCCUCCAAGCCCAGGUCGCUGUGGGCCCUGAAGUGAACAGUGCCCGCAGCUGGGUGCUAACCUGGCUCAGGACAGGCCUGGAGAAGAUCGCCCCGCAGCCCAGCCACAGCAGCAGGCCAGCGCAGAGCACUGCGGGCCUGGGGAGCCCGGCUCAGGCAGGAGCUCAGGUCCUUGGGCGCUGCGCCACUGGAGGCCCAGAUGGGGCCCAGGAGGCCCUCAGGGCCCCAGAUACUGGGCCCCGACCCUGGCUGCUCCGAUGGGUUGAGCAGAGUCUGGAGAAGGUGCUGCCACAGCCCCCCAAAUCCUCAGCGGGCUGCAGAGAUGAGCCUGCUGAUGCUGCCUGGGGUGCAGACACCCCUGAGCCCCAUUUGGAAACAGAGUCCACGCUGCAGUUGCCAGAAAGCCCCAUCCUGCCCACACUGGGCCCCCCGGAGCCUGAAGAGGAGCCCACUCCAGAUCCUCAGCCCGCCCUCCAGGCUUCUUCCCUGCCGCCCCCCGGGGACACUGUCAGGUUGGUGGCGUGGCUCCGGCACAGGCUGGAGAAGGUCCUGCCGCAGCCAGUGCUCCAGGAGAGGGCUGGGGAGCAGGAGCCUGAGAGCCCUGUGACCUGUGACGUGCAGACCAUCAGCAUCCUCCCUGGAGGGCAAGAGGAGCCUGAUCUUGUCCUAGAAGAGCUUGACCCUUGCUGGGAGCAGGGCCAGCGUCACGUGGGCACCACCAGCCCGCAGGACUCAGGGGCGGCUCCGGCGUGUGAAGAGGAGGACGAGGCCGUGGAGCAGAUGCCCAGGUUGCUGCCUGGGAUUCAAGAGGAGAGGGGGCCGGAGGAGGAGGAAAAAGAAGAGGAAAAGGCAGAGAAUAAUGUCCGACUGGAUAGCUGUCUGGUGGCGCAGAUCGGCCAGGACCCAAGUGAAGUAGGCGGGACCCAGGCCAGGAGGGCCUCACGCCAGGCACUGCAGGAGGAGGCCCAGGCCGCCCGCUCCGGAGUGGCUGCCACGAAGGAGCACCCGGAGGUGCAGGUGGAAGAUGCUGACGCUGACAGCCGCCCCCUUAUAGUAGAAGAGAAACCUCCCUCCCCUGUGGGGCAACCACCUUCUCCGGCCAAAUCCGACACCCUCGCUGUCCCGGGAUCGGCCACGGGGACCCACAGGAAGAGGCUGCCCUCCCAAGAUGAUGAAGCUGAAGAGCUCAAGGCGUUAUCGCCAGCUGAGUCCCCUGUGGUCGCCUGGUCGGAUCCGACAACCCCACAGGGCACUGAUGGCCAGGACCGCGCGUCCUCCACAGCCAGCCAGAACAGCGCCAUCAUCAAUGACCGUCUCCAGGAACUGGUGAAGCUUUUCAAGGAACGGACGGAGAAGGUGAAGGAGAAGCUCAUCGAUCCUGAUGUCACUUCCGAUGAGGAGACCCCCAAGCCCUCCCCUUCCAAGAAGACCCCAGAGCCAGCCCCAGAGGUGAAGCCGACCGAGGCACCAGCUGAGGAAGAGCAUUACUGCGAAAUGCUGUGCUGCAAGUUCAAGCGCCGUCCCUGGAAGAAGUACCAGUUUCCCCAGAGCAUCGACCCACUAACCAACCUGAUGUACAUCCUGUGGCUGUUCUUCGUGGUGCUGGCCUGGAACUGGAAUAUCUGGCUGAUUCCAGUGCGCUGGUCCUUCCCGUACCAGACAUCUGACAACAUUCACCUCUGGCUGUUGAUGGAUUACCUGUGCGACCUCAUCUACCUCCUGGACAUCACCGUGUUCCAGCUGCGCCUGCAGUUUGUCAGAGGGGGGGAUAUCAUUACAGACAAAAAGGAGAUGCGCCAGAACUACAUGAAAUCUCGCCGCUUUAAGAUGGAUGUGCUCUGCCUCCUGCCCUUGGACUUUCUCUACUUGAAAAUGGGCGUGAAUCCUCUCCUCCGCUUGCCCCGCUGUUUGAAGUACCUGGCCUUCUUUGAAUUUAACAACCGCCUGGAAGCCAUUCUCAGUAAAGCCUACGUUUAUAGAGUGAUCAGGACCACCGCCUAUCUGCUCUACAGUUUACACGUGAACUCCUGUCUGUAUUACUGGGCAUCGGACUACCAGGGCAUCGGCUCCACGCACUGGGUUUACAAUGGUGUGGGAAACAGUUACGUUCGCUGUUUCUACUGGGCUGUGAAGACCCUCAUCACCAUUGGUGGGCUGCCUGACCCCGAGACUCUCUUUGAAAUUGUCUUCCAGCUGCUGAACUAUUUCACGGGCGUCUUUGCUUUCUCCGUGAUGAUCGGACAGAUGAGAGACGUAGUGGGGGCCGCCACUGCGGGACAGACCUACUACCGCAGCUGCAUGGACAGCACCGUGAAGUACAUGAACUUCUACAAGAUCCCGAGGUCUGUGCAAAACCGGGUCAAGACCUGGUACGAGUACACCUGGCACUCCCAAGGCAUGCUGGAUGAGUCAGAGCUAAUGGUGCAGCUUCCAGACAAGAUGCGGUUGGACCUUGCCAUCGACGUGAACUAUGACAUUGUCAGCAAAGUGGCCCUCUUCCAGGGCUGUGACCGGCAGAUGAUCUUUGACAUGCUGAAGAGGCUGCGCUCUGUCGUCUACCUGCCUAACGACUACGUGUGCAAGAAGGGGGAGAUAGGCCGUGAGAUGUAUAUCAUCCAGGCGGGGCAGGUGCGGGUCCUGGGUGGCCCGGAUGGCAAGUCUGUGCUGGUGACACUGAAAGCCGGAUCUGUGUUUGGAGAAAUAAGUUUGCUGGCUAUCGGUGGGGGGAACCGGCGCACGGCCAACGUGGUGGCCCACGGCUUUACCAACCUCUUCAUUCUGGAUAAGAAGGAUCUGAAUGAGAUUUUGGUGCAUUAUCCUGAGUCUCAGAAGUUACUCCGAAAGAAGGCCAGGCGCAUGCUGAAGAAAAACAAGUCCAAGGAAGAGAAGAAAAGUGUGCUUAUCCUCCCGCCACGGGCCGGCACUCCCAAGCUCUUCAAUGCCGCCCUGGCUCUAGCAGGAAGGGGCGCCAGAGGGAAGGGUGGCAAGCUUGCCCACCUCCGAGCUCGACUCAAAGAACUGGCAGCGCUGGAAGCGGCGGCAAGACAGCAACAGUUGCUGGAACAGGCCAAGAACUCAGAGGGCGAUGGUGGAGAAGCUGGCCAGCCCGCUGCCCCGGGCCAGCCCGCACCUCCAGCGCCUCCUGCGCCUCCUGUGCCCGCAGUGCCCCCCGCGCCUCCUGCGCCCGCAGAAGCCCCAGCCCCGCGCUCACCACCACCUGCCUCCUCUCAGAAGCCAGAGGGAGGAGGGGAGAGGGCGACUGGACCCCAGGAGCACUCGGUGCGGAUUCACAUGAGCCCCGGCCCGGACCCCGGCGAACAGACCCUGUCGGUGGAGAUCCCGGAGGAGAAGAAGGACGCGGAGUGA
This is a messenger RNA of Talpa occidentalis (Iberian mole), 3622 nucleotides long. RefSeq names its product cyclic nucleotide gated channel subunit beta 1 (gene CNGB1). Gene Ontology annotation, cellular component: plasma membrane; intracellular cyclic nucleotide activated cation channel complex; photoreceptor outer segment. Bases 11 to 3622 code for a protein of 1203 amino acids. NCBI's taxonomy places the organism in Eukaryota, Metazoa, Chordata, Mammalia, Eulipotyphla, Talpidae. The record is from RefSeq and is a predicted model, not a curated record. The transcript has 32 exons. Gene Ontology annotation, molecular function: intracellularly cAMP-activated cation channel activity; cGMP binding; protein-containing complex binding. Gene Ontology annotation, biological process: monoatomic cation transmembrane transport; retina homeostasis.